GCAGCGUGGUGGCAAACGGGUUGCAGGCAGGGUAAAGGUGCACAGGGAAAUAACCUUGCAGGCAGCUCCUCCUUCCUGGGGGAGCAGAGUCUCAGGGCAGCGCAGAUCCCCGCGGGUCUGACAGCACCUUGGCCUGGAUGCCUGCACAAGUUUUGGGGGUUCUCUGAAACUCACAGAAAGCAGGAAUGUCUGUUGGCAGAAGGAACUGGUCUGAUCUCUCCAGCCUGGCCAAGCAGAGGAGCCUGGAGGAUGAAGAAGAGCAGCAAAGAGAGCGCCGGAGAAGGCACCGGAACCUGCUGUCCUCCACAUCAACAGAUGAAGAACCUCAUAGCCCUGUGAAAGACAUUAGUCCAGCUUCCAGCAGACCUCAAUCUCUGGUAAAACCAGUGUCUCCGGAGGAUGAGGGAGAAAGUAAGCUCUCGGAGGUGCUGAAGACACUAGAAGGGAGACGGACCAGGUCCCCGAUGGCCGUCUCUGAAAAGCUGAGGCAGGAGAAGGAGCAGCAGGUGCCAGGGGUGGGAGUGAGCCAUGUGGAGGCAGCGACGCAGCGACGUGUGGGGCAGGAGAGCACCCAGGCUGGAGAGCGGGGUCAGGAUGCGGCCAAGAGCAGGGGGGACCCACCAGGAGACCAGCAGCCGGAGCUGCCCUUGGAGAAGAAGGCGGUGGCGAGGGGACGUCUCCAGGACAAAGAGGGACAAGGUGUGGGGUCACCUCAGGUGGAGGAGAGGAAGGAGGUGGGGGAGCUACAGCAGCGGGCAUCACCGGAGCUGGGCGGCUGCCGGGUCCGCGAAGUGAAGAUCCUGACCAGGCAGGGGAGCUGCAGCACGGAGAAAAAGACAGCCUCGGUGGUGACCUCAUCUCUGGAAAGGCAGCAACCAUCAAGGAAUCCCUCAAAGAUGGUAAUACAGCUGUCACCCACCCAAGAUGAACCUGCAGAAAAGUCAGAUACUUCUCCAGCUCAAGUCACCUACAGCAGCUCCAUCAAACGAACCAGCCCAAGAACAGUCUCCUUUCGGAUGAUCUCAAGAAAACAGAAAGAAGAAAGCCAAAGCCCUCUCACAAGGAGCGCAAGUCUGAGGAUCCCAGCUAGCAGCACCACCAUUGGGGAGAAGCUGGAAAAGUACACCUCGGCUGUGCAGCGCUCGGAGGCAGUGAAAUCAUCCCUGGCUACUCAGAAGGGCCUCUUGGUGUCCUCGGAGGGGGUGGCCAGCAAGCGCAACUUCUUUGAGGCAAGCACUCCCGGCAAGGCUGAGCCACUCGCUGUCAGGAAGGACAACCUGAAGAUCCCAGGAUCAGUGACAUCCCGCAUUAAUCUGUGGGUCAGCCGGGCUCAGGAGUCUGCCAAGGAGGAAAAGAGCAAGGACAUCAGGAGAAUAAAGAGCCUGCCAAGCCGUGACGUCUGGGUAAAGCAGCCUGGAGAUACCUCUGGAGACACCAAGUUGUAAUAAUAUCAGAUGAUCUGGGAAAAAACUGUUUUGCUCUGAAGAUCAAAGCCCAGCCCUACCCAACCAUCCAGCAGCCCACUGCCGUGAGAGUCCCCCAUGCCAUGUGUGGGUGCACCCCAGGUCGCCGGGGUCCUCUGCUUGUGGGAUGGGAAGGAAGAAGGCUGGAAGAUUGUCCCUGCGCUCCCAGUCCUCACUUGCUGCCUGUCUGGGAGUGUCCAGGCCUGGAGGCUCCUUGCAAAUGCUAAAGGCAGACUCUUGCCUCAUUUCCCCGCAACAUUUUGGUGUUUUGCUCCUAAUAUCUGCCUGUGCCCCAUAACUGUGCUUGCAAAGGGGAUCAACCCACACAUCUCCCUUGCAGCUGGAUGGUGUCACGGGGGCAAGAAGCUGCCUGGACAAGGGAGUUUCAGCUGCACGGCCACGGACCACAUCCAUCCCUGAUGCCUGGCUUGUGUGGGGUGAGGUGGGGCAGGCAGAUGUCCCCCCCGCCCCCAGGCUGUCACUGCUGGAGGGACCCAACCAAAUGCAAACACUGUUUGCAAAGUCACAGGUGCACCAGCAUAGCUUGGAGAUGCCUGAUGGUCCUGGUGCUUCCCUCCAUCACGCAGCUGAGCCAGAGACAGGGACUUGGCCUUCUCCACCUGCCCUUACCAUCCCCUGCCCCCUACGAGCAGUGACCCCUUUCACUUAGUGAUACGGCAAGGUUGGGCUGGCCAUGGCCCUAUUUUUGGUGUUGCAUGGAGCUGAGCGCCCUGUGCUGGGCCCCUUCGGCAAACCUCUUUUCCUUCUCACCGUUCCUGCUGAGCCCUUUGCCCGUGGCUAUGCAGACCCCUGGUCCUGCACUCCCCAGGCUGCUGAACCCGCCCGGUGGGGACGCGGGGUGCUCUCUUGAGGCCAGCUUUAGGGUGCCAUGGGCAGCCCGUAAAAUGAUGCUCAAAUCCUUGGGCCGGGGCCAUUCCAUGGGCUGGGGCUGGGCCUUGAGCAACCAUUGCGGUGUCCAAAUUGGGUGUGGGACUCUACUGCUGCCCCUGGAUCUGAUCUUGCUUGCUGGGCUUUGGAAAGGACUUUGUUUUCUCCAUGCUUUUUUUAUUUUCUAAUAAAAGUUGCUCUUUCUAAGACA
Phalacrocorax carbo (great cormorant) is the source of this 2562-nucleotide messenger RNA. Lineage: Eukaryota; Metazoa; Chordata; Aves; Suliformes; Phalacrocoracidae. The record is from RefSeq and is a predicted model, not a curated record.